Messenger RNA from Prinia subflava (tawny-flanked prinia), 1581 nucleotides. RefSeq names its product methionyl aminopeptidase type 1D, mitochondrial (gene METAP1D). The coding region runs from base 370 to 1383 and encodes 337 amino acids. Gene Ontology annotation, molecular function: metalloaminopeptidase activity. The transcript is spliced from 10 exons. NCBI's taxonomy places the organism in Eukaryota, Metazoa, Chordata, Aves, Passeriformes, Cisticolidae. Gene Ontology annotation, biological process: proteolysis. Gene Ontology annotation, cellular component: mitochondrion. The record is from RefSeq and is a predicted model, not a curated record.
AUUUUUUAAUGGCAAGAAACUAUGAGGUAGCUCCAGCACUCAUGGUUAGUAUGGUUGUAACACACGGGACCGAUCCCAGUUCGGCAGUUCGGUCUCACUGCCCCGUCCCCCGCUGGCGGGAGGAGCAACCACCAAUCCCGCUGGGGAUGCUGUCGAGCUGAGCGGGAUGGGGCCGCACACAAGGGCGGUGAGUGGCACCUCCGGGCAGCGCGGAGCCCGGUGCCGGACCGUGUCGGGCCGUGCGGGCUGCCCGGGUAGGGCGGGUCCCGCCCGCCGCCCUCACACCGCGCUCGCGCCGGCCGAGGGCGGGACGGGAGCGCUCGGGGCCCGCCGCCGCACACGGCCACGUGACCGCCUCACGUGGGCAGCAUGGCGGCGCCCAGGGCCGCCCGCGCGCUGCGGAGCGGAGGUUCUGUGACUGGCUGCCAGAUAAUCUUUUCUUUGUGCAAUCGUAACUACCUGCUCAGGCACUCAAGCAAUCAUCAGCAAAGAUGCUUCUUUCAGGGACAAAGAAAUGCUGCUUAUAGUAUAGUUUGGCCAGCCAUGGUUUCUCCAGCUCACCAAGUUCCUAAGCACAUAAAGAAGCCAGACUAUGUGACGACAGGCAUUGUACCAGACUGGGGAGACGACAUAGAAAUUAAGAAUGAAGAUCAGAUUCAAGGGCUUCGUCAAGCUUGUCAGUUGGCCCGUCAUGUCCUGCUUCUGGCUGGAAAGGGCUUAAAGGUUGGCAUGACAACUGAAGAAAUAGAUUCCAUUGUUCAUCAUGAAAUAAUCAGACAGAAUGCCUAUCCAUCACCUCUGGGCUAUGGAGGGUUUCCAAAAUCUGUUUGUACUUCUGUAAACAACGUGGUAUGUCAUGGUAUUCCUGACAGUCGACCUCUUCAGGAUGGAGAUAUUAUCAACAUUGAUGUCACGGUGUAUUACAAUGGCUACCAUGGUGACACUUCUGAAACCUUUUUGGUGGGCAAUGUGGAUAAAUCUGGUGAAAAGUUAGUGGAGGUUGCCAGGAAAUGUAGAGAUGAAGCAAUUGCAGCUUGCAGACCAGGGGCUCCCUUCUCUGUAAUUGGAAACACAAUCAGCUCCGUGGCACGCCAAGGCGGCUUCCAGGUCUGCCCCUUCUUCGUCGGCCACGGCAUCGGGUCGUACUUUCACGGGCACCCCGAGGUGUGGCACCACGCCAAUGACAGUGAUUUGUUAAUGGAAGCGGGAAUGGCGUUCACAAUAGAGCCAAUAAUAAUGGAAGGAUCCCCCGAAUUUAAGAUUCUUGAGGAUAAAUGGACUGCAAUUUCUGUAGACAAUAAAAGAUCGGCACAAUUUGAACAUACCCUUGUGAUUACCUCAGAGGGAGCAGAAAUCCUCACCAAACUAGUGGAAGAAGCCUAAAGAUGGAGCAAGGAGUGGAAAGACUCGCUGUACUUCUGGGAUUUCAAGUUUCACUCUGGACAGAGGUUUCUGUAAUUUCUGAGGGGAAUGAGUGUUGCAUAAGUCACUCCAGGGGACAGAAAAAACAAUUUGAGGGGUUGGCUCUGGACAUAGUUCUUUCUAUGUAUGGCUUGGUGAGUAUUUAAUAAAAGUCCUUAG